Belonocnema kinseyi is the source of this 2274-nucleotide messenger RNA. RefSeq lists its product as uncharacterized. NCBI's taxonomy places the organism in Eukaryota, Metazoa, Arthropoda, Insecta, Hymenoptera, Cynipidae. Bases 538 to 1098 code for a protein of 186 amino acids. The record is from RefSeq and is a predicted model, not a curated record. The transcript has 5 exons.
UUUUAUUAAAUCUAAAUUUUAAUAAAAGACAGUCAAUCAAUAUUGAAAAAAGUAAACUUCUCGAGAUAGGCUUUAAGGUGGGAAGGUUCACUCUAUAGUGUAUAGGGAGUAGUUAACCAAGAAAAAAAGCAAUGUGGAGUUAAAUCGAGCGUACUCGCGAUUCGCGUGGUAACCAAGGGGCGCGCUUUAAUUCCCCGAGUGAUGCGCAAAACCGCACGCUGGUCUCCUGGAAAACCGUAACGUCAUCCUAGAGGUCAUUAGGCCGAAGUAUCUGGUGUAUACUUUCUUCAAUUAACAUUCCGUCUAUCGACAGUUUUAAUCGAAGCAUGUCCAGGGCGAACAAUCGCUCGAUACUUGGGCCCUUGAUUCGCGUGAGUCUUGAGCAACGCAGCAUGAUUCGCUAAUGUAUGCGUCGGCAAGUACACUUUUUCCCGAGAUUUUUUCAUUGCUACGCCAUUUCAAGACGUUGUGCUGCGCUGUCCAGCAGAGUGCAUUGCCUGUCCAACACCCACGGUGGUCCGUGGCUAGGUGCCGAUUAUGUCCAAGGGAGAUGGUGCGAUGAAUACGACUCGAGCCAAGGAAACGGAGGAUUUUUUUCCAGUACGAGAUAUUGAAACAGAUAGUAGGGAACUCGUUACUCUGAGAACGCUAGCUCCAAGAAGAUCGUCCCAAUCAGCGAGGAAUUAUUCACAAAACUCUAUCGAUUUUUCUCUAAAUUUCGAAAGAUUGACUUUUUCUGAGAUGGGAGAAAAAUUGUUCAAAAUAAGUCAAAUCACUUAUCUUAACACCUCCUAUGAAGCCAUUAAUGCAAUCCGCGAUAUUAAAUACGCCUGGGUGGUAACAACCGGUAAGCAAUCUGAGAAAAUGAAAGUCACUAGCAGGCUUGUGAUGUAUUACUUGAUUAUUUUCUCACUCUACAUUAUAAAGUCCUGUACUUGGGUCGACCGAAAGCUGCUGGCUGGAUUACUAAAAAUGUUACUUGAAUCAAAAAAGAACACGCAAAUGCUGAUCGGAUUGGGAAUCGUGCUUUCCCUGAUAGUUGUAGCCUACGUAAUUGGUACACCCUGCCCGGAACCACAAGCGGUUUGCGACAAGUAAAUGCACUGACCCAUGAUCAGUGCAACCCCACUUCAGGCCAAGCAAGAAGACUCAAUAAAUCUGUCUCGAUACGAUACCAGUCUUAUUUAUUGUUGGGUACCACGAAUAUAAAUUGCGCAAACGUGCACUCCUUUCCUCCCCCUUUGCCACUCUACUACUCGUACUUAUCAACCUACAUAUCUGGUUAUCUGCUCCUCUCUUAGCUCAUGAAACAAGUGCUAGUCUGCCGUUCUUCGUGGAAGCAACGGUGCUUGAUAACCUUGAACUAAUUAGCUUUACUACACGAAUUAUUUCACAAGGUACUCAGUACAGCUCCUUUGAAUAUGUCGUAGUUAAUUUUCUCUUUGGAUGUAUUGUGCUCUCUUCACAAGCACUUGCUGAAAGAGCCUCGAGAUAAUCCGAUAACGCGCUCGCCUGUAUCGUACGUGUUAAUUAAGCAUGGAACGACGCGACUCGACGGUGCGGUGGGGCCCGUACAUUUACAAUGUUUACGAAGAACUUAAUCUUAAACAUCGUGUGACCUUUAAUUACGUACAUAAAGCCUACCUUUUAUCAUUCUCAUGUCAUGCACGCGUCACUCACUUUUGUUAAUAAAUUUAUCUUUACUUUUGUUGGAACAGGAAAUAACUAAUCAUAUCUCCAAGAGAAAUUUUCAGUAACAAAAACUGAAUUAAAAUAAUAUUUUUUGGUUCAGCAACAGAUUUGUAGAACGGACGAAAUUUUUUUUUAAACGAGAAAAUGUUACUACUUCCACAACUAAAUUGUUUUGUUGUCGGAACCAAAUAUUUUUCUCUCAUUAGUAUAAGUGCUACAGAAAGUUUCAAAUUGUCACAUCAUUUUUUCAAUUACCAACUGUGGGACAAGAAAAUGCCUGUGUUGCAUUUGAUCUUCAAGCCACAAUUGUUAUUCUUGUUAACGGACUUUUUUAAAGUGAAAGGCAUUAAAAUUAUGUAUUGAAGCCGAUUUUUGAAAAAAUCAUUUAGUAUUUAUUUCUGUAAUAAGUAAAGAGAGAAUUAAUAUUAUUUGGACAUUUGAAAAGUACCAUUAUAAACAAAGAAUAUCGUGAAAAUGGCAAGGUGAAUAUUAAUAGCUCGUUUAGUCUUCGUUUUGAGUCGGAUUCUUGACGGUGGAUAAAUAAUUUUUUGUAAAUUCUAUAAACAAAAUUUGUAAAUAAUU